CCACGUCAUUUCCACCUCCAAGCUCAAAGCUGAAGAUGCAAAUGCGCCCCGUCACCACCUUCACUCGCUCCAUCGGUUGCAAAGCCAUCCACCAGCUCUCUCGUCGUCCCGAGAAUCAACUCCGAGCAUCUCUCUCGCUCGCGCGCUCACAAUCCAACCUCCACACCUCUCCCCCCCUGUCCCCCGCUACUCGUAUCUCGAGACCUACAAUCAGACUCAACCCCACUACUCAGCUACAUCUACAAGCCAAACCUCGAGCCAUGUCAUCGGAAACCAUCCCCGACCGCUACAAGCUGGUGUUCUUCGUGCCGCACUCGCAUCUCGAGACCGUCAAGGACGCCGUGUUCGCUUCGGGAGCCGGGACCUUCCCGGGGGGUAAAUAUGUCAAGUGCUGUUUCCAGAUGCCCGGGCAGGGACAGUUCAUGCCCGCCGGGGGAGCGAAUCCUGCGAUUGGCGCGGUCGGAACGCUGGAGGUCGUGGAGGAGAUGAAGGUCGAGGUGAUGUGUUUGGGACGGUCGAUUAUGUUGCAUGCGGUGGAGGCGUUGGUGAAGGCUCAUCCGUACGAGGAGGUGGCGUACGAGGUGUAUAAGAUGGAGAAUGUGUAAUGCUGCAUUAUCAUAUCUGUAGUUAAGAUAAUUGCAAUGAUAAACCGAAGAUGAAAAGAAGAUGAAGAAGUGGAACUGCCGACAAAACCCAUCUUGUUAUUGGCG
This is a messenger RNA of Aspergillus steynii IBT 23096, 710 nucleotides long. RefSeq lists its product as uncharacterized. Lineage: Eukaryota; Fungi; Ascomycota; Eurotiomycetes; Eurotiales; Aspergillaceae. The transcript has a single exon. The record is from RefSeq and is a predicted model, not a curated record. The coding region runs from base 36 to 605 and encodes 189 amino acids.